CCAUCUCUCCGCCCCGAAUUGCCGGGCGGGGCUAGGCCGAGAGUCCAGCAGCUGUAGCGGGGCUUUAGUGACUUCCUUGUUGUGAGCUUCGGCCCGGCAGUGUCCGGACUUGUAGCCCCACUGUCCUUCCCGGGACCGCUAGCCCGAGUCUAGGUCGCAGCCGCAACCCCAGCCUGUCGGUUCCCCUUUCAGCACAGAUCCUUUCCCCGCACGCCCCGCGCUCCCUAACAUGCCCAACCCCAGCAGCACCUCCUCUCCCUACCCCCUCCCAGAGGAAAUUAGGAACCUGUUGGCAGAUGUUGAAACAUUUGUAGCAGACACACUGAGAGGGGAAAAUUUAUCCAAGAAAGCAAAGGAAAAGAGAGACUUCCUUAUUAAGAAGAUAAAAGAUGUAAAGUCUACCUAUCUUCAGGAAUUUCAAGACAAAGGUGAUGCAGAAGGUGGAGAAGAAUAUGAUGACCCUUUUGCCGGGCCUCAGGACAAUAUUUCACUAGCCUCAGAAAGAUAUGAUAAAGAUGAUGAAGCCCACUCUGACGGAAACCAGUUUCCUCCAAUUGCAGCACAGGACCUUCCUUUUGUUUUAAAGGCUGGCUACCUUGAAAAACGCAGGAAAGAUCACAGCUUUCUGGGAUUUGAAUGGCAGAAACGGUGGUGUGCUCUCAGUAAAACAGUGUUCUAUUACUAUGGAAGUGAUAAAGACAAACAACAGAAAGGUGAAUUUGCAAUAGAUGGCUACAAUAUCAGAAUGAAUAACACUCUUAGGAAGGAUGGAAAGAAAGAUUGCUGUUUUGAAAUCUCUGCUCCUGAUAAACGUAUCUAUCAGUUCACAGCAGCUUCUCCCAAAGAUGCCGAAGAAUGGGUACAGCAGCUGAGAUUUGUAUUACAAGAUAUGGGGUCUGAUGUCAUUCCUGAGGAUGACGAUGAAAGAGGAGAACUGUAUGAUGAUGUGGACCAUUCUCUACCAAUCAGCAGUUCACCAGCCAGCAGCCAGCCACUUGAUGAUGAAAUUUAUGAAGAACUUCCAGAGGAGAGGAAAGGAGGGGCUCCGGUGAAAGUGGAGGCACAAAGGAAGAUGAGUCAGGACAGUGUUCAUCGCACCACAGGAGAUAAAAGCACCGAUUAUGCUAAUUUUUACCAGGGUCUGUGGGACUGCACAGGAGCUCUUUCUGAUGAGCUGUCAUUUAAACGUGGUGAUGUGAUUUACAUUCUUAGCAAGGAAUACAAUAGAUAUGGCUGGUGGGUAGGAGAAAUGAAGGGAGCCAUUGGCUUGGUGCCGAAAGCCUACAUAAUGGAGAUGUAUGAUAUUUGAGAGUCCUGGAAAAGGAAGUUUCCUCUGCUGGUCUGCAAAUGCUUGGAUUGAGAAUCAUCGUGAAAGCAGGAGUGACAGCUCAUAACCUUUCUUUGUUGUGUUGAACAUCAUUUGCCUUUUGACUGUUUUAUGCAUUCAUUAUAAUAUUCCUCUGAUGUGAAAUUAAAUGAAGGAUAUUAAUGUAAAUUAGAUGCAAGCAAUAAAGGUAUACCUGUUGCUGUUUUGCAAAGAAAUCAUCAUAGUUUUUAUCUACUGAUUUGAUUUGUAUGAAGAAUUCAGCACUAUUUUAUAUGUAUUAUACAGUCGUUGCUCCUUCUGGUAUGAGUUGUAAUUUCUCCUAAUACAAGAUGUCAGUUAUUUUUUAGACAAUAAUAUGUAAUUUCAUAAAAAUUUCAAGUGAAUGUAUCAUGCAGGUUUUUGGUAGAUGCUGUCUAAAGAAUGUAGCUUUGUUAAAACUUUGCAGAUGUGUUAUCUUAAUAUUAAUUUUCCCACAAUAGUAACACAUUUUCAUGACAGAAUUUUUACUGAUUGGUGAAUGCACUUUAUGUUAAAUGUGGUCACAAGAAAGAAGGAUGACAGAAUUGCAAGUGGGAGUAUGCCAUCGCCUUCUGCUAUACAGGUGCACACCAGAACCACAGUUUGUGCAAAGCCCUUUGCCAUGUAACAAAUACCCUGCUUACAUAAAGGGCUUGCCACUGUUUUCUACCAUAGUUUUCUUUAAAUUUAAUAAAAUAAAUAAAUUAUGAGGGGCCUCAUUCUGCCACUAAUACAAUGGCAUAAAGAAUCUCAAUGGAUUCUCAAAGUCAGAGGGCGUAACCGAGCAGUCUCCCACCCUGCCUGAUCAUUAGUGUGCUAUUAAAGUCCCACUGUAAAACAGUGCAACUCUAGCUUUGAGCCUCCUCUACACUUUUCACAGCAAUGAAAAGAGAAGGAAGGCUCAGAGAGGAGAAUGUAGAAAUCACAGGGAAAACAUGUACCGAAAGGUGAGUGGAUGGGUAGCGUUAGCCUGACACUGGAGGCAUGCACUGUACUGCCAGAGUGAAAUGUGUGGAGUUAUAUUAUUACUUUUUCAUGUCUGUUUGAAGUCAAAGGUAUUUUCAGUGCCUACCAGUAUACGUACCAGUAUAGCCUUAAUAUAUAUCAAAAUAUACUGCUGAUUGGUUAAUUGUUUGGAGUAGAUAUAAUCUGAUAAUACUGAAUCAUUGAUUUGAAGCUACUACAUUUGUUGAUCUUUUCAGAUCCUUGCUUUAGAAGUAAAGAUUCUAAUCAUGCAAAUGAGCUGAUAAUAUUUAAAAACCCCCGUUAUUUAAUAAAAAGUAUCUCCAAGCAGUAUUUCAGAGUUUAUAUUUUACUGUUAUCCCCUCCAUACUAUGAUCAUCUGAUUUCAAAUGUAAAAAAAAUACUAAUUUUAGAGAUUGUGGGUAAAUUCUACUUUAUAUAAAUUAGAUGUUGUCAAGUUAAAGCUUUCAGAAAUUAAUUUGUGCACUUGUUAAUCUUCUCCUAAUAUAGAGCUUUCGCAACAGAUUGCAAUCAUCUUGGCAAAAAUGAGACGACCGGAGAUGAAGUUCAUGGAUUGAUUUUCAAAGCUUGAGAGAUUGAAAAGCAAAAGUUGUUGUGGGUUCCACUGAAAACGUAGGCUUCCUUGUUAACGUGCUUCUGGUCUAAGUGAAGAUUUUAGUCCUGGGCCAGUAGAUGGCAGCAGCUUUUCAUUGCAUGGGGUCCACUUGGAACCCCUCCCCCACUCAGGCAAACCCAGAACGCAAAGCAUUUAGAAGAUUUUUGCCUCCUUUUACAGUUAAUCCAGGAGAGGGAGUCCUUUGCCAACUGAUGCCAGGUAGUGUCUUUGAAUGGUGACAAUACAGGAAAAAAGUGUUAACUUCUGUCCAGAUCUCCUCUGGCCUUUGUUCUUUUUUUAACUUGAAUUAUAGCUGGGAGAUGAGAAAGGAAACAAACAAUUUAAAAUUAGCAUGACAAGAAUGACACUCGGUACUUGCAACUCUUGAUUACUUUAUGUUCAUUUGGUGAAAUCAUUUGUACACUAUAAGGGAGAAAGUUUUCUUUACACCCUUGACAAUAUAUCACACGCUCUUCAAGAUCAUAAUAAUAUCAUUAAUGUGAAUUUAAACAACAUGGCUUGUUAGAAAAUAUGCUAAUUGCUAUGUUCUCAUUAUGUUUGCUUAGCUUUUAUUUGUUUUUCUAUGAACAGUUAGAGAGCUAAUUUUUUUCAAAGGUGAUUGUAAGUCAUAUUUUACAUAGCAUUUUGCUUGAUUAUUUGCUCCGUACUGAAUUUGUACUCUGUUGCCAUUAGAUCUUACAAUAAUGUUCCACUCUGCAAAUUUUUAAGGUUCAAAUAAAGUUUAAUUGUUUGCAAACUGUUA
Vicugna pacos (alpaca) is the source of this 3687-nucleotide messenger RNA. The record is from RefSeq and is a predicted model, not a curated record. NCBI's taxonomy places the organism in Eukaryota, Metazoa, Chordata, Mammalia, Artiodactyla, Camelidae.